Nematostella vectensis (starlet sea anemone) is the source of this 2914-nucleotide messenger RNA. RefSeq lists its product as uncharacterized. The record is from RefSeq and is a predicted model, not a curated record. The transcript has 9 exons. Gene Ontology annotation, biological process: intercellular bridge organization; male meiotic nuclear division; attachment of spindle microtubules to kinetochore. NCBI's taxonomy places the organism in Eukaryota, Metazoa, Cnidaria, Anthozoa, Actiniaria, Edwardsiidae. Bases 38 to 2767 code for a protein of 909 amino acids. Gene Ontology annotation, molecular function: protein binding; ATP binding; protein kinase activity.
UAUACUCACAUAUCUGCAGCGAGUAUCGCCAGAUGCAAUGUCGGUUGAGAUAGUUUAUCACGCAUCUAGAGGAAAUACCACUUUGGUGCGACGUCUAUUGGAGGAGGGAGUGCACCCUGACGCCUGCUCGGCCAAUGGCGAAACGGCCAUCUUCCACGCUGCUCUCGCGGGACAUGCCCGCAUCGUGAAGCUUUUAUUAAAAUACGGUGCAGACCCAAACAGAUGUUCCCGUAAUGGACUGACCCCCGUGAAUGCCGCUUGUGUAAACGAUAAUUUAAAGUCGCUGGUACAGCUAAUAAAUCACGGCGGACAUCCAGACAACGCUGGUCAAGAUCACCAAGAGCUCCCCAUUGUUUCUGCUCAAAGGUACCACAGUAACAAGGUGAUAAAAUACAUGACGAAUCUGAAGCGAGAGGCGAGAAUGCAACCCGGACUGGACAAACUAGACGCUCCCUACAGGACUAAGGAGCACACAAAGAAGUAUCCACGUGUUGACGAUGCUAGCAAGCACACAUCGAUCACUUGUAUUGACGUAAGCGAGUUAGGUCAAUAUUCGUCAAGCAAACUGAAGUUAUACGCUCCUGACAUAGUCUUCACGCUCGCUUCCUGGCGUAGGGUACCUGUUACCGUAAAAUAUAUGGCACAGAAGUCAUACGAGAAGAUGCUGAAAAAGGAUAUGCUCGUCCUAAGUCAGAUUCGUCAUCCCCGUAUAGCCAACCUUCUGGCAGUGGGUACCGGCCCUGUAGCGGAGCAGAUGUGUCUAGUACUGGAAUGUUUCAAGAUAGGAUCAUUGCAUUUCGUUUUGCACGAGACAUCAAAGGAGAUCAGUCUUCCUGACAGAGUCGCCAUCUUCUGCGAUGUUUCAGAGGGACUGGAAUUUUUAAAGAGCCGUCGGAUUGUCCAUUGUUUCCUUAACAGCCAUAGCAUAAUGAUUUAUCAGCCUUUUCGAGCAAAGAUUUGUAAUUUAGAGUAUAGUCAAAAAGAAGGCAGCGAACCUAACGAAAGUUAUCAGAUGCUUCCAAUUGACGCAUGCGUGAAGCAGCACCCAUGGAUGGCACCUGAACAAUUAGAUGGUGAACCCACAAGUUUUGAGGCUGACGUUUACAGUUUUGGAGCCUCGUUCUGGGAAUGUCUUACCCGUGCCCUUCCAUGGUGCUGGCUCUCUGGAGAAACUAGCAUAUCACAAGCUAUCUACAAGCAAGGAAUGAUGCUGCCAAUAUUGCCUACGUGGCCAUACUAUAUCGCCGACAUUGUGGCGAGCUGCAUUGAACCCGAGGACGAGCGUGCAGAUAUAAGCAUUAUACGAGAUCAACUUCAUACCAUAAAGCAUUCUGGCUGGCAUUUGAACUCUGCUUUUCUUGACAUAUCAUUUGAGGAGUGGCUCACAGACAACGAGAAACUGCAUCACUUUCGUCGGCGUAGCAGAACACUGCACAAAUCCAGCAUUUCAAGAAAGAUAUCACUCCUGGAAAAUAAUUUGGUGACCCUGGAAGACAGCAAGCUCAGGCUGAUGACCAGCAGGCGAAGAUCAUCGACAAUACGGAAACAAACCAUCGUCACCGGUCUAGCAAACACACUUAAAGUGCUCAACACUCGACAUUUAACGCGGAAAGAGAGGGAGAUAAAGAAGUACGGCGUGGAGAUAGCUGAGCAAUUGGAAAUCAUUAGGCGUGUGCGAAGACGCGCCCGACUCUACCGCCGACGCCGAUGGGCAAAGGAGACUACAGUCAGGCGACGACUGGAAGGAGAUUUAAACAGGCUUAAAAUUGAUAAAGAUAAUGAUGAUGAACAAGGAAUUAAAAAGAAAAGAACAACAACUAGGGGAAGGAGGAUACGGCGGCUGUUGAUACGAGAGGAGAGUUUGGUCAGGCUAAAGACUAUUGCGCAAACUUUAGAGAAGAAGGAAUGGGCCAUGAUAACAACUGGGCACGAAUACGUGAAACCAGAGGUCGAUUUCGCAGAUCUUCUCUUCGAAUCGGAGGAAUUAGAUGAAGAGGAGGUUUAUAGAGAAAUAAUUCACCCAGGAGGCACAUUUGUAAAAUAUUAUGGAGACCAGGAAGAACAUCCGAUGGUUCAUUCUAAUUAUUCGACAGAUCGGUCUGUUGAUGAAAUAUCGAAAAAAGGUAUGGUAGUCGAUGGUGACCAGGAUAUUACGACAGAAUCGCGGAAAUCUAGUAAAAACAAUUACAUCAACUUAGGAGAAGAUAUAAAUGCGCGUGAAGAAAUUUCAGGUACUUCAUCUGAUAAAGAGAUUACAGUUUUGUUGGCAAAAGAAAAAAACGGUUAUACAAACUCUAUCAAGACAGACUUUCUCUCAAAGACAUUCAUAACAGACGACACUGCAAUGGCAUCUGCCGCAAAUAUUUCGCAGGAAAGACAGGUAAAGUCUGAGCCAAAAGAGAACAUUACAGGUGGCUCAGCUCAACGCUCUAUAUCUGUCGGAUGUCUGCCAUUCUAUUUUAACAAUCGCUCGAGGCCGAAGUUAUUCUCAAUCAAUCAACAUAUGCCUUUAAUGCUGAUUGAUUCUUCAAAACACAUUGAUGCAUUUAAAUGUUCUGAGUUUGACAAAUCUUCUACUUUGAAAAAUAUUUAUUGUGAUAUAAAUUGUCAACUUAACACCAACUCAGCUGAAGACAUUCCAUUGAAACAAAUCUAUAAAAAAGUAAAAACAAAAGCUAGUAAGAGGUCUAUACCCAACAAGGGGAAGCUGGCUUAUAUAUCGAAGGCUAGAAAUUCGUACAGCGACAGUGACAUUUUUAUACUUUAAAAGACUUGUAAAUGGCUGAUAAAACGAUGCUAACCUAAUAAAACUAGAGAAUCGACAGAAAUGAGAUGCAACAGUAGAGAGUACAAUAGCAUCAAAUGAAGUUAGUAAACAGAUGCCUGCAGAUUCAAUAAAUGGCAAAAUAAGCUA